Messenger RNA from Zingiber officinale, 333 nucleotides. Its product is annotated as 36.4 kDa proline-rich protein-like. The record is from RefSeq and is a predicted model, not a curated record. The coding region runs from base 1 to 333 and encodes 110 amino acids. The transcript has a single exon. Lineage: Eukaryota; Viridiplantae; Streptophyta; Magnoliopsida; Zingiberales; Zingiberaceae.
AUGUACCCGACACCAGCUGCACCUGAGCCCCCAGUGCCUAUAGUGUAUCCAGCAACAACUGCACCAGCGAUACCGGUUGCUCCACAUCCGGUGCCACUACCUGCCGUACAUCGAGUCGCGGCCACCUAUGCUGACCCUGUAGUACCACCAGUAGUAUAUGCUCCAGUUUAUGCAGCACCACCGGGAGUACCUCCCCCGGUCUAUGCAGCGGUCCCACCUAUAGCACCAACUCCAGUGUUUCCGCCAGUUCCAACAGCUGUCCCUACCCACCUCCCAUAUAUUGUCGCGGCACGAGCUCAGAUCCCAACAUUGGCAAAGUCGAUGAAGAGUUGA